Messenger RNA from Leptomonas pyrrhocoris, 1084 nucleotides. RefSeq lists its product as hypothetical. Lineage: Eukaryota; Euglenozoa; Kinetoplastea; Trypanosomatida; Trypanosomatidae. The transcript has a single exon. The record is from RefSeq and is a predicted model, not a curated record. Bases 152 to 1084 code for a protein of 310 amino acids.
GAACAACAUCAGUGCCGCAUAGCUUGCACGCCUUGAACGGAGCAAAAAGCUCGCAAGGAAGAAAAAAAAUAGAGAAGGAGUGGGGUCUAUACUCUUCCUCAUUUCUUCAUUUUUAAAUAUUGCCGUCCUUGUGUUGUUGCCUACAGCAGCCAUGAAUACACGGAGGAAGUUGGUGCAGGCGAAGCCGGAGCACCCGUCGACGCAGUGGCACCUGAUGAAAGAGUCUUUCUACCCUAUCUUCGAAGCCGACAAACGCGCACACGUAGAGUACUGGUACAACAUGGCUGCCACCGGCAUGCAGCGCGACCAAUUCCGUGCCAUCUGCAAGGGCAUCUACGAACAAGAUCCCGCCAAGCCCGACCCUGCCUAUGCCGCCGCACUCACUGAGACGGUGGAGAAAGAGGAGGUGCGACUCCUUCUGAAGAACUACGGUGUUGUGCUGUCCGAUAGCGAGGGCAAACCCAAGGCGCAGACGUGGCUGCUGCACUGCGGCACGUCGAGGCGCGACCGCAACGGCUUUCGUAGCGUCUUUGCGGGCUGCGGCACGAGCUAUGAGAGGCGCAGCGUCAUGCACACCGACUACGUCGCACCAGAGGCGGAGAACUACGCGAUCGACCGCACCCACUUUGUGCGAUCGGUGGAUUGGAACAGUCUGAAGAGCCGCGAGGAGAUGCAGGCGCUGGAGGCGGAGCGGCGUGCGUGUGGCGGUGCAGUGGCGAGCGAUCUCGACAAGCGGCCCUCGCUCAUUGAGGCAGAGCGACGCAACGCUGAGCACCAGAAGCCGCGCACGACGAAGCCGAAGAACCAGUUUGACGGCGUCAACGUGCUCGCCACUCUCGGGUACACCGACGCGCCGGCGGAGGAGGUCAUUGCGCGGCUGAAGGCGAAGCGCGAGGCCGAUCGCGACGCGGAGUGGUACUACGUAGACAAAGACGGCUGCACCGUGUACAAGGCGAAGGGUCUGAAGGGACACGCUGGUGGUCCGGCUGCCGGGACCGCGGCGGGAUCUGGCGAAGAUGGCGGCAUCCUCUCGACGGUGACGAGGGAGCCGAUGACACGGUGGGUGACCAAAACAUGCGACUAG